Propithecus coquereli (Coquerel's sifaka) is the source of this 834-nucleotide messenger RNA. RefSeq names its product cAMP-specific 3',5'-cyclic phosphodiesterase 4D-like. Bases 252 to 527 code for a protein of 91 amino acids. The transcript has 3 exons. The record is from RefSeq and is a predicted model, not a curated record. NCBI's taxonomy places the organism in Eukaryota, Metazoa, Chordata, Mammalia, Primates, Indriidae.
AGAUUAUAGCCCAGCGUACGAGAAGCAGGAGUCCUAUAGUUGCUGUAGUCCAGGGCCCUGCCAGUUCCUGCUUUAAUGCACAUAUUGUGGUAACUGAGUUCUAACACGGCCUUGGAUGUUUCUGUCCUAAAUAGCUGACAUUGCAUCUUGAAGACUGUCAUUCCAGUUGGCUUUUGAGUGGAUAAUUGUUGCAGUGACAGCAUUGACGUUGGAAGCAACUAGUGCCCGUUUGAAUUACAUAAAACGCCACGAUGAAAAAAAAUACCUGUGAUUCGCUUUCUCGGAGCAAAAGUGCCUCUGAGGAAACACUACAUUCCAGUAAUGAAGAGGAAGACCCUUUCCGAGGAAUGGAACCUUAUCUUGUACGGAGACUUUCAUGCCGAAAUAUUCAGCUUCCCCCUCUCGCCUUCAGACAGUUGGAACAAGCUGACUUGAAAAGUGAAUCAGAAAACAUUCAAAGACCGACCAGCCUCCCCCUGAAGAUUCUGCCUCUGAUUGCUAUCACUUCUGCAGACUCCAGUGGGUGAGUGUCUUCGGGUGUCAUUUCCCCAUUUUAUGUUUUAGAUGGUGAUUGUUAUCUGUGGCCUUUUCAGUUUUUGUGGCUCAUUGCUUGAUUUAAGUGGGAAGAUAAUGGGUUUUCUAGAGUCAAAAAAAGGAUGGUUUUUCUCACGUAACAUCUCUAUCUCUGCAGAAGACACUUUAGUCAAAUCGUUUGGACAGGAAAAGUCGAAAAUAUGUUGAUGAAGGCUAAGGAGGGCAAUUGUACUUGGCAAAUUAGUAUCAUCCAGAUGUGAUUUAAUAAAAAAAUUCUAACAAAUGAGAACUAAUGGACAA